AUGGCGGCGGCUCAACCACCGUCGUCGUGUAUCUUCUGUGAAAUCGCCGGCUCAACCUCCGAUACCCUUCUCCACCAGGAUGAUAAAACUGUUGCUUUUCAAGAUAUAAAUCCUUCUGCUCUCAGGCACUAUUUGGUGAUUCCAAUCAAACACAUACCCACUGUCAGAGACUUAAAGAAGAGCCCUGAAGAUUUUUCAUUAGUCAGUCACAUGUUAGAAGUUGGUCAGAGCCUUUUAAAUCGAGAUGCGCCUCAUGCCAAGCAUUAUAGAUUUGGCUUCCACCAGCCUCCAUUUAACAGUGUCAAUCACCUUCAUCUUCAUUGUUUUGCACUUCCAUUUAUUCCCAGAUGGAAAGCUGUGAAGUACUUGUCUUUAGGGCCAUUUGGGGGAUUCAUUGAAGCAGAGAAAUUGUUGCAGAGGAUAAAGCUAUAA
Messenger RNA from Striga hermonthica, 432 nucleotides. The record is from the annotation of a GenBank genome assembly. Lineage: Eukaryota; Viridiplantae; Streptophyta; Magnoliopsida; Lamiales; Orobanchaceae.